AUGGGGACGAUUGAUCGGCUCCCGCUUGCGCGUCGCUGUCGCAAUGUCCUCACCUCACGCUCGACGAUCCUCCGCGUGCGCUCCGCAUCGACACAUGUCUCGCCGACCGCGAUAAAUCUGCGCCCGCACAUCCCACCCCGGAACAAGGAGCUGUAUGAUGCGCUGUCCGCGCUCAGUGGAGCCGCCGAAACAUAUGUCAAUAUCAGCAGGCUGCAAUUGGCACUGCGGGGUCUCGCCGCGCAGGAUGCCGUCACAAGAGUUGCUGUUCUCGGUCUGAACAGUCAGUUAAGUGCACAGCAGCUUGCACGGCUACUGCUCGCAGAUCCGCUGAGUGCUGAAGAGCAGUGGGAGAAGGAGCUCGUGAAGACGAGCGAUGGCAACGAGAGGGCGGUACUACUAAAAUAUGGCGAUGACCCCGAUGCACACACGCCUUCACCCCUCUACAAAGUCCUCUCAAUACCCUCACGAACACUCCAGUCGCACAACCUAGAGGUCCUCGUGUCUACCAUUAACGUUAAUGUCGCCAGAUCCGUACCUCAUAUGACAACGGAGAGCUCUACUGAAUCGUUGUUGGUUCCCAAACUCCAGGCCACUUCUGCACGAGGACUACCGGUCCCAUACCCAGUACAUAAGACAUUGGUACUGGGAGAAGGAUUAGACAGUGCGAUUGCGUUUGGAAGAUUCUCGGCGGAUGGAUUGGAAGAGGCGCAGGAGGUCGUGAAGAUGGCUGUUGACCUUCCCGCGCCAUCGGAAGAGGCGAAACAAGACACUCAUACCGCAAGCGCCCCUAUCAAUAUUCAGGUCGGCACAAAGGCACUCGACAGCUUCCGUGAAUCGAUUCAGAACUCCAUCAUAUACGAGCGGGGGUGGUUCAAAAGCGGCUUGCCCACGCUGUCGGAGUGGCUGAUUCAAGAUCUCCAGGCUACAGGCACCUUGAAACCACCAAUGAAGACACUUAUCAGUUCUAUAGCGGAUGAUGUGGAAGCGAGCAUCACGAAACAAGACGCUACAAGAUUACAGCAAAUCGCUUCCGUUCCAACAGAACAAGAUGUAACAAGGUCUAUCGUCGGCCAUCUUGAAACCUGGGCCGAAAAGUCUCAUGCAGAGCUCCGCGAUCAGCUCGAUGAAGCCUUCACAGCGAAGAACUGGCACAAGCUGGCUUGGUGGAAGCUACUCUGGCGUGUCGACGAUGUCACAAUGAUCAGCUCUGAGAUCCUCGAACGGCGAUGGCUCAUCUCGGCGGAGAAGAACAGCAUCUACCUCGCCGGUCGCAUGAACCAAGCCGGAUUCCCAGAUGACGUCCAACACCUCGCUGUCGCUAACAUCCCUGAGGUGACAACGCAGGAAACAGCACCGACAGCAGAGAAUCCACGAACGGACCUUUCCACCAAUGUCCGGAAGCCGAUGCCAUGGUCUGAUCACAUUCCUGCUGCUCGCACAGAGCUCAUCAAUGACACUGUCCCGCCUCUCCAGGCCCUCGCUCAACGACUCAUCUUACAGACCUUCAGCACGACGUCCCUCUCUUCUGCUGCAUCAGCACUCCUCUACGCCUCAGUAUCUUCCUUCUCCGUUUUCGAGGCUUCAGCUGUCGCAGCACUUGGUCUCACAUUCUCUCUUCGCCGUAUGCAGAAGCUAUGGGAAGGUGCUAGAGAAUCGUGGGAGGAUACCCUGAGAGAAGAGGGGAGACGUACGUUGAAAGGUACAGAGGAAAGGGUCAGAUUCAUCAUCAGGAAUGGAGGAAAGGAGUAUGUUGAGGAUGAAAGCGUUGCUGAGAGGAGGGCAGCGAGGGAAGCUGUAACAAAGGUUAGAGAGGCACUUGAGCGGAUGAAUGGUGGUGCUGGAAAGUGA
This is a messenger RNA of Alternaria postmessia, 1848 nucleotides long. RefSeq lists its product as uncharacterized. NCBI's taxonomy places the organism in Eukaryota, Fungi, Ascomycota, Dothideomycetes, Pleosporales, Pleosporaceae. Bases 1 to 1848 code for a protein of 615 amino acids. The record is from RefSeq and is a predicted model, not a curated record. The transcript has 4 exons.